Schistosoma turkestanicum is the source of this 6065-nucleotide messenger RNA. Lineage: Eukaryota; Metazoa; Platyhelminthes; Trematoda; Strigeidida; Schistosomatidae. The record is from the annotation of a GenBank genome assembly.
CCGCUUUUCAAAAAGUUGCCAUUGUAUUGUGGACAUUGAUACAAUGGCUUCAAACUAGGUGUGACUCGUUAAUGCUAGUAAACGAUAGUCUUAGUAACGAUAAUCAUUGUCUUGUGAUAACUCGUUUUCCAGGGCUCAUGUACCCUACUAGUAUGAUGAUUUCAUAUAUGAACUUAUUUUGGUAAACCUCAUUAAAAAUCUGUGAUAUGUCUAGCCGAUCGCGUCAAAGACGCAAGCGUUUUAUCAGUGGAAGUACUUUGGAUGAGACUUCUUCCUGUCGUGUAAAGAAGAUGUUUAUAAGCACCGUACAUCAUUCCAAAUCACAAUGUAAUGAGCAACAUACUUCUUUACCAUCCUCACCGAAUUCUCCUUUUUUGGACUCCGCAAAUAUACUAUUCCAUAAUUCUGAUAUUGGCUUGAGCACAUAUGUUAGUCAAAAGGAUAUUCCUGUCGAUCGUUCUGAUCCAGUUGAAGAUGAGAACUCAUUCUCCUCAAGUAUGUUUUCUGAAAAACUUGUACAGCCCGAACUAAAUUUAGUUGCUGAACCUUCAUCAACAAAUGAACAUGAUUCUGUGAACCACAAGACUUCCUCUGUUUCCAGUAAAAGGCUAUUAAAUUCUCAUCCUAGUGCUAUGUCGGAUACUGAAUCAGAUAUCAACCUAGAUAGAAUGUUGAUUCAGAGUGAAAGAAUGGUUUUAACACCAACUCCAGUGGCAAUAGACGAUGCAGGCAGCUCUGAGGGCGAAUAUGAAAAUGAAAGUCGAGAACCAUCUGUACAUCAAAAUAAUCCUUCAGUUCAUCAUAGAAAUAUAUCCGGUCAGUCUGGUUUGGUUAGUGUUCCGUGUAACCGAACUUCGGAACUUGUUGAAUCCGAGUCACGGGAAAGUAUAUAUUCCAGCUCAGUUAAGGCUUCCGUUUUUGAUACAAUAUCUCAGUCGACCGAGUGCAGUUCUAACAGGUCUGGGGGCUUGUCGGCACUAAACUCGAAUUUAAACAAACCCCCUGGAUUUGUGGAGUCAUCAACGCCAAAUUGUUUCGUUGCACUGGUAAACUGUAGUCCUCCACUUCAAAUUCUAUCCAGUCAGAAAAUGCACAAAACCGUCAGUUGUCAUCAGACUACUUGUUUUUCCGAAUCUUCAGUUCUACCAAAUACAGAUAAUAUUGGGUAUCAUGAUUCUUCGACUAGUAAUGGGAUGAUUGUAACCUGUGGUCCUCAUUGUUCUCACGGAAGCGCAAAUGCAAGCCCUCAUAGAAAUGAAACUGAGCUGAUAAAACAGAAUCCCUGUAGUUUAAGCAAUCAACCCCAUGACUUUCAUCCAGCAAUAAACGUAAACGACUUUUCAAGAGAAAUUCCUCAUAAUGAAGGUCUAUUAAAACCAGAUUCAUUAUCAUCUUCAAUCUCAGUCAGUAAUAACAACUUUCUCCCUGAUAGAUAUCAGCUGACACAAAAGUCUGAUCAUACCUCUUCAUUUCCCCCUGAUCACAUUUUCAUCAUUACUAUUCCAAAUUCCUCUGAGGUAUCGCCUACUUUUGUUACAAAAUGUAGAUAUUCUGAAAGUAGUCUCUGCGAUUCUCCCUCGUCUCAUAUUGUAAAUAAUAUUCCAAAUCCAGAAGUUGAAAGUCACAGCUAUCCACUUCGAUCUCGUUUACGACAAGCAUCUUUGCGAUUGCAAUGGCAAGCCAUGCAAGUAGCUCCAAAGUCAUUUGGGCAGUUACCUACAGAAGUUGUGUUUCGCAUUAUCCAUUAUUUGAGCAUACAAGAUGUAUUUCGCCUUCAGCGUGUUAAUCAUCGGUUCAAAUCUAUCAUUGAACAGUAUCUUCUAUUGGUUAAGCGCAUUAAUUUUAGUAAUGGUCUUCCGUUCGCAUUCUUACCGGAUUCAAUCACUGAUGUAGCUCUAAAACGUAUGUUAUGUCGCACACCAGAAGUAACACAUAUUCUUGGCUUUUAUCCUCGUAAAAUAGUCGGGUCUUACCCAUCCGACGGGCAGUACUCGAACUUAAGUUCUGGUCAUAAUGUACUAACCUACGGUGGGAUCAUUACAGCCUUUCGACUUUGUCCAAAACUUCGUUCAGUUGAACUGAUGGAUGUCGAAUUGAUGAGUGAAUUGGUUCGUCAUCUCCCACGCAUCAAAUUCCACGGCAUGUUUCGAAACCGCCCAGAUUCUUGGGAUUGUGAAUACGCAGUUCCUCUGCCACCCGAACCAAAUGCAGAAACUAUUUCAAUGGAUAGUGACCAUGACUCUGUGACAAACCUUUCAAAUUCACGUGAUGAGUCACAUGUCGAUUCAAAGCCUAAGUCUCCUUUUGGCAGUUUUAUUAGCACAUUAUUUUGUUCGGCAACUGCGGCUUCAGCGGUGGGAAGUAGUCGUGGUAAGCGAAAAAAUUUGACUCGUUCGAAAUCUAAAAACCAAACAGGGUGUGGAUGUUCCAUGCAAUCUCUCCAAUUUAUAAAUGCAGCACCUUCAUUACCAUUACGCAAGAAUGAAAAUACCCAGUCACUUACACAGAUGGCUGUACAAUCUGCCCAUACGAUUGCUUUACGUCAUGCAAAUUUCGCGAAUUGGUUUGAACCCAUCGGUGAGUUGCCCCUUGGCCAAGGUUCACCUUCUACAGUGCCUCACUUUCUGCCAUCUCGGUUGUUCACUGCAUUUAACGGUGGUCCUAGUUUCCCUGCUGCUCACGAAAAUAUCCCAAUUAAUCCUGUUCAACCUAUGGUGCAGGACUGUUACUCCAGUGCUGUAGAAUCUUUACGCAACAUAUCUGUUUCACAUUUUUUGCAACCCGGUUUACCACCCAUUGAAGCUGAGCUAAUUGCUGUGGCUCCCUUUGGCUAUUCGCGAUGUUCUUUACAUGGUGUAGGAUCCGGCCGAAACAGUAUUCGUAAUGCUCAUGGUCCAGUCUUGGCAUUUGCUUUUGGAGCUAUAUUCGUCCCACCACAAGCAGUUUCACCGUUCAUUUUGCCAUCCAAUAACGCGUCCAACUGUCGCUUUAUCGAUGCAAGACAGUAUAAUGCUGUUCUAUUUGGAGGCAACCUACUGCGCGUAGGACAAGGACCUCAUCUUGCCUUUGAGCGUAUAUUCAACUUCCCACACAAUGUUAAUCAGAAUAAUGCUCCACGUCAACUUCAGUUACACGAUCAGGCAGGAGGGCGAAACCAACAAAGACAACAACCUCAAUGUUUUCGUCGACCACGUACUAACAUAACAAACUUGAAUGCUUCUGGACCAUGGCUAGUUUCUCCAUUGCCUAGUCAAUUACAAUGGAUUAUUUUACCUCAUGCUAUUACAAAUCUAACAAAGUUGGAUCUUGUUUCUGUCGCUAUUAGUGCUAUUCCACGAUUAGAUAACAUUAAAUAUCUACAUCUGAAAUGGGUUGUAUUCGCUUCAGCUGAUCCAUUCUUCAGUUUUUUGGCACCGAAAUUGCAAUCAUUUGUCAUGAACAAUUGUAGUACACCAUCAAGAGUUGUUCGAUUUGUUCGUAUUUUCUCGGCUCUAUCACGUGCUCCUCAGCUUACACGACUUGAAUUGGUCGGUACACGCUUUAUUGAUGGUCUAAUUGGACAUAUAAUUGAUGAUCCUAUGUCACAUGGGCGUGGAUUUCGUAAUCUUCAGCGAUUGGUACUUUCUAGUAACAAAGAUGCAUCUGAAGUAGAUAUUGGAUUAUUGCUGUUGGCUGGUCAACAAUCUUUGAAUCAAAUAGCUUUACAAAUGUUUCAUACAAGAAAUUCAUUAUUUGAAGGUCUUUAUCAUGCUGGUGCUGAAUUUUCACGUCUUGAAAGUCUUACUCUUGGUUAUUUGGAUCCUUACCAGUCACGUUUAACAGUAUCUGAAUUGAUGAGUUUAGGUAUUGGUGAGUCAGCUGAUCAUUUAUCACCUGUUUGUAUGAUAACCGAUUGGGGUAUGGCGUUAGCAUUUUUCAUCUGCCCUCGGCUUGUAAAUAUUACCAUUCGAAAUGCACCAUAUUUAAAUGAUAUAACACGAUGGUUUUCAGCUGGAUUUUGCAAUGAAGAAUCACUUCAUAUUCGACCGACAAUUGUACCUUCUUCAUCAGCUAACGACGAUUCUACUCAACCAACUACCGAUAGUCAAGAGAAUCAUCACACACAAACUAGUGUAACAGACAAGCUUUCAAAAACAUAUUUCUUACCUUUACGAUCUCUCACAUUGGAAAAUUGUCCUGGAAUAACAAUUGAGAAUUUAGAACAUAUUUUACUUAAUGGACAUCCUUUUCCAUGUUUAGAAACAAUUGUCUUAAGAAAUAUGUUUAUGCCUCAAUAUGGUGAAAAUAAAAAUUUCUUACGUACAUCAAAUCCUUGUAUUGUUGUUAAUCAACAUAUUACUACUACUACUGAUGUUGAUGAUCAAUGUAUAGUAGUAGUAGAUUGGCGUAAAUUAAUUCAUUUAUUAUGUUUAUCAGAUUUAUUGAGUACACGUCGAUUAGGUUAUUCAUCUUUAUCACCGGAAGAAGCAAUUGGUUUAAGUGCAUCAAUACGUGAAGUGAAUCAUAUGAAUCCACCACGUGGUUUUCUACCAGAUUCUUUACGAACAAAACCACAUGAUUUGUUUUGUUCACUUCGUGCACAUACCUACUUGAAUAAUUUAUUGGAAUUAGACGGUUCCUGUUCAUGGUCAGCGUCAACACCGACCAGAGUAUUUAAUACACUGUUUUCAGACAACCUCUAUAUCCCGGUGUCAGAUGAUCCCGAACAAUAUUCCAGCAAACCGGUUAACGAUAACAAUAAUAAUAAUAAUAAUACUGACAAUGAAAUUGAUGAUAAUAAUGAUCAUGGUUUUAUGUCACGUUCUACACAAACAUGCAUUUGUGGCAUGUUAGAAUGGGAUGUUACACUGAGAAUGUUACAAUCACAACUGGUUACUGAUCAAAAAACUAUGAAAAGUAAAUUUAUUUCUCCGGACAAUUUGAAAAACAAUCAACAUUGUCAUCCUGUACGUGUUGACACUGAAACUAAUCGAACUAAUGUUCCAAGUAGUAGUAGUAGUAGUAGUAGCAAUAGUUCACAUUCUUCUGGAAAGAAUUUGUUAUUAUUACGUUCAACAGUCAAUCAAAAUAAUGCAUCCACUUCGAUCACAUCAUCUCAAUUACAACUUGGUGGUUCUUUAGCAUUUCAUCCAUUUCCUCCAUCAAUUCAACAUAAAAAUUUCUAUCGAAUGAUUACUAUGUCUGAAUGGAAUCAAUUAAUUAGUAAAAUGUCUACACCAUUUGGUCUUCCAUUAUGUCAAUUGAUUUACCCAGUGACUGGUUCCAAUGAAUGUUCAGGCUGUGCUUCUGAUCCAUUACUUUUUUCUCAGGGUAUUUCAAAUUAUCAAAUAUCUGCACCGUGUAAAUUCAUCAAAUCACCAUUGAGUCAUGGUUAUACAGCUACAAAAUGGUUAGUUCGUGAUGCAACAUUGGAUACUAGUGAAUUAAGAUGUUUUACAUUGCCAAAACCGCAAAUUCUUAAAAUUUUCCAACCUUUGAAUUCUAUGCAUAGUUGUUUAACUUCAUUACACUUUGAAAAAGUUGGUAUUUCUCAUAUAAAUUUAUGUGAAGCUCCACAUUUGAAAAAUAUCACUUUAGAGAAUUGUUCUGACCUAAGAGCUAUUCUAUUCGACAAUUCUUAUGCUUCACCAGCCGAUUGUAAUAAUAAUAAUAGCAAUCAUCAUCAAACUAUCAAUGAUGUCAAUCGCAAAACUAUCGAUCGAUUCCCAGCACUUCGACGUAUUCGAAUUAUUAAUUGUCCGAAAUUUGCAAUUUAUAAUUUUCUCUCCGGUGUUGGUCAACUUUAUCCUGCACACAAUGAAAAUAUAUCCAUUACAUAUAGACCAUUUGGACAAUAUAAUGCUCAGGUAGAACGAGCAUUAUGGGAUUAUUGUCAACAUGCGCAUAUACUUAUAUCACAUGACUAUAAAAUUUGGGAAAGUGAACGUGCUAUGGAAGAGUUUCAUUUGACAUUUGAUCAGUUGUUUAGAGAAGUGAUCAAUUUCUCUGAUAUGGUUAUUCGUCGAGAUCUCCUUCCUAUGUAUCCUCACCUAACCUACGGAAAGUCUACAAAAUUCUGUUUAUAA